Messenger RNA from Papaver somniferum (opium poppy), 1962 nucleotides. RefSeq names its product ras GTPase-activating protein-binding protein 2-like. The coding region runs from base 150 to 1556 and encodes 468 amino acids. Lineage: Eukaryota; Viridiplantae; Streptophyta; Magnoliopsida; Ranunculales; Papaveraceae. The transcript is spliced from 9 exons. Gene Ontology annotation, cellular component: cytosol; ribonucleoprotein complex. The record is from RefSeq and is a predicted model, not a curated record. Gene Ontology annotation, molecular function: mRNA binding.
AGAGAUAUAUAUGUACACACAGAUCUCUCCAGUAGUCCCUCAUUAUAUUUCUUCUUUCUUCUUCAACAUCAUCAUCAUUAUAAUCUGUUCGGCUUCCCAUCUCCAUCUACAUCUCUCUGUUUAACUCUCUCUCCGAAGACUGAGGAGAGAUGGCAACAGAAACUCCUGUGGUGGUUGUUCCAAGUGCUCAAGUGGUUGGGAAUGCUUUCGUCGAGCAGUACUAUCACAUCCUUCACAAGUCUCCGGAGCUGGUUUACAGGUUCUAUCAGGAUGCCAGUGUUUUAAGUCGACCAGGGCUAAAUGGUGUUAUGUCAACAGUGUCAACCAUGAAUGCCAUAAAUCAGAAAAUCCUGUCGUUAAACUCCACAGACUACAAGGCAGAGAUUAAAACUGCAGAUGCUCAAUACUCUCACGUGGAUGGGGUAAUUGUUCUGGUAACAGGGUGUUUAACUGGGAAGGACAACGUAGGAAGGAAGUUCACACAGUCGUUUUUCCUGGCCCCACAGGAAAAGGGUUACUAUGUUAGAAAUGAUGUAUUUAGGUAUCUUGACGAGGAUCAAGUGCUGAAGCCCGAGACCGUGUUGGUUAACGGAACAAGUGAAAGCAUUACAGCAGCUCCAGUGCCUCAAGAACUUGAACCCUCUCAUGUUCCUGAGCCCGUGCCAGAUACCACAGCACCUAUUGAGAAGGAGCUGAGUAAUGGUGUUGAAGUUCAUGAGCAUCCGAACAAUGAGGUAGAGGUGGUUGUGCAGGAAGAGAUUGUUGAGGAGCCUCCUCAAGUUCAACCAGUGCAAAUUGAAGCUCGGCAAUUGGCAGAGCCUGCUGUGCCUGUGGUGCAAGGAGAUGCUCCAAAGAAGUCAUACGCUUCAAUUGUGAAAGUUGCAAAAGCAAAUGCUGGGCCUGCUCCUGUGAAUGUGCCCACUACCACUAUAAAGUUGAAACCUGCUACUGCUGGUCAAAAGGCACCUGCACCUGCAGCACCAACUCCAGCACAUGGAGCGUCAGCUCCUAAUAGCAACAGUGCUCCUGCCAAUAGCAAUGUUGUAGAAGAAGUUGAGGGGCACUCCAUAUAUAUCAAGAACCUGCCAACAACUGCAACAGACGAACAGGUCGAGAAAGAGUUCAAGAGUUUUGGGCCAAUUAAGCCAGGAGGUGUUCAAGUCAGAAGUAACAAGGGAUUCUGCUUUGGCUUUGUCGAAUUUGAACACUUGAGUUCCAUGCAAAAUGCCGUGAAGGCUGGGUCGGUUACUAUUGCGAGCCGCCAAGUUUAUAUCGAAGAAAAGAGAACCACAACAAGAGUUGGUGGCAGAGGCCGUGGCAAUUUCAGUGGAAGGGGUGGGUUCAGAAAUGAUUUCAGGGGUGGUCGUGGUGGUGGCAAUUUCAGCGGUGGACGAGGAUACCCAAGAAGUGAUUUUGGAAACCGUGGUGACUAUUCAGCACGACGUGGUCCAUCAGGAGGACGCGGUGAAGGCUACCAGCCAGUGGAGCAGAAUGGGAAUGGAAAAGUUGCAGGUGGUCGUCAAGGUGGAACGAACCAGGCCACUGUUACUGCUUGAAGAUCUUGAUGGUGGGUUAUGAUUUUUUUAAGAGAUAGAGCGGCAAAGUUUUCCGUGAUCAGUGUUUGAUACCUCUUGAAAUGAGGUUGGACAGUGAUGACGAUAGAUAUAAUUUCCGACAUUGCAUAGAAAGUCAUUUCUUUCGACUCUGGAAUGUAGUAUACUUUGAGCUGAUGAGAGUUUACUUAGAUGUAAUUUUUUUUUUCCUUUCACUUUUUGGAAAGUCCUAUUCCAAAUUUUGUGUGGUAGCACUGUUCAUAUUCAAGGAUUGGGUGCCCUAUUGGUACACCGAAGUAUUCUCGCAAGUAGAUUUUUUAGGGUUUAGAAUUCGCUAGGGUAAUUGAAAAACUUAAUCUGUUAAGUGCAAUUUGAUGGGCAAUCAUAACCCGUCCCAUUAAUUGACAAA